Molecule: messenger RNA, 1714 nt
Organism: Sorex fumeus (smoky shrew)
Lineage: Eukaryota; Metazoa; Chordata; Mammalia; Eulipotyphla; Soricidae
Gene: WRNIP1
Product: WRN helicase interacting protein 1
Exons: 6
Coding region: 40-1677 (545 amino acids)
Biological process (GO): DNA-templated DNA replication; DNA repair; regulation of DNA repair
Cellular component (GO): nucleus
Molecular function (GO): DNA binding; enzyme activator activity; ATP binding
Source: RefSeq, a predicted model, not a curated record
CCCUUCCCGUCGGGCGGGCGCGGGAAGCCCGGGCGCGGCAUGGAGCGGGGCGCGCCCGAGGCCGGCCCGGCGCCGCCGCCGCAGGUGCAGUGCCCCGUGUGCCAGCUGGCCGUGCCCGCCGCGGAGGUCAACGCGCACCUGGACCGCUGCCUGCUGCAGCCCGCGCCCAAGCGGCGGCGCCCGUCGGGGUCCGACGGCGGCGACGGGGACGGCGGCGCCGCGCCCGCGCCCCCGGCCCCGGCCGCGCCCCCGGCCCCGACCCCCGCGGGUGCCCCCGGCGGGGCGGCCGGGCUCCGGCAGGCGCUGCAGGGGCGGCCGCUGGCCGACAAGCUGCGUCCCGGCGCGCUGCGGGACCUGGUCGGGCAGAGCCGCGCGCUGGGCCGGGACUCGCUGCUGCGCGCGCUGCUGGACGCCAACGAGGUGCCCUCGCUCAUCCUCUGGGGGCCGCCGGGCUGCGGCAAGACCACCCUGGCCCACAUCAUAGCCAACAACAGCAAGAAGCACGGCGUCAGGUUCGUGACCCUGUCGGCCACCAGCGCCAAGACCACCGACGUGCGUGACGUCAUCAAGCAAGCCCAGAACGAGAAGAGCUUCUUCAAGAGGAAGACCAUCCUCUUCAUCGACGAGAUCCACCGCUUCAACAAGUCACAGCAGGACACCUUCUUGCCUCACGUGGAGUGCGGGACAAUCACGCUGCUCGGCGCCACCACGGAAAACCCGUCCUUCCAGGUCAACGCCGCCCUCCUCAGCCGCUGCCGGGUGAUCGUCCUGGAGAAGCUGUCCGUGGACGCGAUGGUGACGGUCCUGACGCGCGCGCUCAACUCCCUGGGGGUCCGCGUCCUGGACUCCAGCUGCCCCGCGGACCCUCUGAGCCACAGCAGUGACAGCAGUGGUGCUGAGCCGCGCGUGUUCAUCGAGGACAAAGCGGUGGACACUCUGGCCUGUCUCAGCGACGGGGACGCCCGGGCCGGCCUGAACGCGCUGCAGCUUGCGCUGCUGGCCCGGCUGAGCACGGACGGGCCAGCGCCCCCCUCCGGGCUGCUGGUCACGGAGGCGGACGUGAAGGAGGGUCUGCAGCGCUCGCACAUCCUCUACGACCGGGCAGGCGAGGAGCACUACAACUGCAUCUCGGCCCUGCACAAGUCCAUGCGAGGCUCCGACCAGAGCGCGUCCCUCUACUGGCUGGCCCGCAUGCUGGAGGGCGGCGAGGACCCGCUCUACGUGGCCCGCAGGCUGGUGCGCUUCGCCAGCGAGGACGUCGGUGCUCCUGGCCCAGUGCGUGGUCUACUUGGCGCGGGCCCCCAAGUCGGUGGAGGUGUACCGCGCCUACAACAGCGCCAAGGCCUGCGUGCGCAGCCACCCGGGGCCGCUGCCGCCCGUCCCGCUGCACCUGCGCAACGCGCCCACCCGGCUCAUGAAGGAGCUGGGCUACGGCCGGGGCUACGUCUACAACCCGACCGCCCGCGGGCCCGUGCAGCAGGACUACCUGCCCGAGGAGCUGCGCGGCGUGGACUUCUUCCAGCCGCCGCACUGCUGACCGGGGGUGGCGGCCGUGACCAAGGGCCGGUGGCUGCGGGGCCCGCCCCUGCCGCCCGGUGCAGCAGUGCUUUCUGUGCUUGGGGAUGCCAGCGUCGCCCAGUGGAGCCCGUCUCAGAACCUCCGUGUCCUCAGGAGUGACGUCCUGGUGUGGAGCCUCAGUUCCGUCGCGUCUCGU